AUGAACCAAAUGGUCGCGAUGGUAAAGAGAAAUGUGUGGCUAUGACUAAGAACUAUCCACCCGGAACACAAGGACUAUUUAAAGACAUCGUUUGUUCACAACCAUUUACGUAUGUGUGUGAGUACAGGAAAGGGAAUCCAAGAUGCAAGGACGGUUAUUAUCCACCUCGAUGUAACGAAACAAUUCUGGAGUCCACUCCUGCAGAACCUACCCAAACCACCAAGAAACAGAGAACAAAUCAAUCAAAAAAUGGCUAUAUGGAUAAAGCUGGUUCUUGUGCAGAUUGCUUCAACAAGAAAAGAAAAGAAGAACCUGUCUUAUUGUUUCCUUGUUGUGUUCUUCCCAUCCAAGUUCAGGAGAUAUGGCAGUUGAGUUACUAAAACUGUCUUUCCAGAUUUUGAUGUUUUUUAGGAUAUUAUGGCUUACCUCUUGUACGACAGAUUGCUUCUGCUACACAUUUAAUACACGUAUAUUAGGUUGCAGAGAUAGUCGAGGUGAGUGCAGAAAAGAUGGAGGUGACUUGGUAACCAUGGAAACAGAAGAGAAAUGGAAAUUCAUUAAUUCAAAGAUUCAAGGAAUCAAUAGGUGUCCAAAUGAAUGGUGCAUUGGCCUGAUAAAGGAAGGAGGAGAAUGGAAAUGGGUGAACAACCAAAUACUUUCAAUAAACAAGUGGCAAAGAGAUGAGAAGAGAAAUAUACAUGAACCAAAUGGUCGCGAUGGUAAAGAGAAAUGUGUGGCUAUGACUAAGAACUUUCCACCCGGAACACAAGGACUAUUUAAAGACAUCGUUUGUUCACAACCAUUUAUGUAUGUGUGUGAGUACAGGAAAGGGAAUCCAAGAUGCAAGGACGGUUAUUAUCCUCCUCGCUGUAACGAAACAAAUAUGGGGACCACUCCUGCAACACCUACACAAUCGGCUGCCUCCACAACACAACCUACUCAAUUGGGAGCGACAGCUACUUACAAAACMCAGACAGCAAGUGCAAUAUCUACGCCAAAUGAUAAAAACGACAACCGUCAGAGAUGGCCAGCAUUAGAUGCAUAAAUAUCAAUGAAGGGAGCUCGUCCAUGCCCGAGCAAAUAACCGAGACCGAUGCCGUUAUAUAUGCUGAUAUAAAAGAUGACCAUGCACGUUUUGAAAAUCCUGAAACAACCACCUAUGCAGAGAUACACGAUUACAUGUCACCAUGUACUCUCCCUGUACCAGCAUAUCCUGGAMCAUAUGAAGCUACUGAAAAAUACGAGGGGCAAGUAUGUCAAUCCGUUGAUAACAAAGACACUGGAGAAGAUGAUGUURAUGAUACACAGUAUGAAAAUGCUCCCAAUAGUGCUACCCAGCAGCAAGUAGAUGGUGUUUCUAAAAUAGACCCAGAUGGACAGCUAACAGUGACUAAUGCUAUCUAUGCCACGGUUGACAAGUCCAAGAAAAAAAAAUCAGCGAAUAAACAAGUGGAGUUCGACCCUGUGUACGCACAGGUUGACAAAAGUGCAAAAACCAAGAUCAACUUCUCCAUCUAACUCACUGCAGUAUACAAUACCAACCAGCAAUCUACUAAUUUACGAUCUACUAAUUUGAUAUCGAUUAAAAACCUGUUAUGUCAUUGAUUUAUAUAUAGUAAACAAAUAAAGUGAUUCUUCUUAA
Actinia tenebrosa (Australian red waratah sea anemone) is the source of this 1642-nucleotide messenger RNA. RefSeq lists its product as uncharacterized. Lineage: Eukaryota; Metazoa; Cnidaria; Anthozoa; Actiniaria; Actiniidae. The record is from RefSeq and is a predicted model, not a curated record.